Molecule: messenger RNA, 4949 nt
Organism: Pieris napi
Lineage: Eukaryota; Metazoa; Arthropoda; Insecta; Lepidoptera; Pieridae
Exons: 2
Coding region: 141-4391 (1416 amino acids)
Biological process (GO): DNA integration
Molecular function (GO): nucleic acid binding; zinc ion binding
Source: RefSeq, a predicted model, not a curated record
GACUAAGUGGGCAACACUGAGCGCCAGUCUUGAAUAAACGUUUUGCAGAGUGCACAUAUCUUUGAUUUAUCAGUGGCGACGAGGAUAAAAAAAAUUCACAUAAAUUUAAAAAUUAAUUAAACUGUGUUGAGAAAAUUAUAAUGAUUGGUCAAAUUAGUGCAUUUGACGUUAAAAAUGGCAAUUGGUCAGCAUAUAUUGAACGUGUGGAGAUGUACUUUUUGGCAAAUAAAAUUGAAGAUGGCGUCAAAUUACCCACGCUUAUAGCGGUAAUGGGGGAAGAUAGCUACGACUUGCUAUCUACGUUGGCCAGUCCGAAGAAACCUUCGAGUCUAACUUUCAAAGAAGUUGUGAAUUUAAUGGAAACGCAUUUGCAGCCGAAACCUUCAAUAUUAGCGGAGCGUUACAGAUUUCGUCAAAGAAGGCAGCAAGAAAACGAAUCGAUUGCCGACUACGUGGCAGACUUAAAAAAAUUAUCACGGUUUUGUGAUUUCUCAACAACACUAGAAGAUAAUAUUAGAGACCAAUUUGUGUGCGGGCUAAAAAGUGAAUCUACAAGACAGAGGCUGUUUGCCGAGGAGAAUCUUUGUUAUAAAAAAGCCGUGUCGCUCGCGAUAAACCUUGAGGCGGCGGAACGUGACGCGGGCGUUGUGGAUCGUUCACUCAUUGUGGAGCAAGUAAAUAAAAUGCAAAUACGUGAGUGUAAAGCAUGUGGGGACACAAAUCAUCGCUGGGAAGAUUGUGUCUACAAAAAUUUUGUGUGCAGCCUCUGCAAAACGACAGGCCAUCUCCGUCGUAUGUGUUCGGGACGAGAGAAGACUGGGGUACGCGGUGAGGGCGUGAUGAACAGCUACGGGUACAGUGGCAGAUCGCGCGGGUGGCGCGGGCGAUGGCGCGGGAAGCGUGGCGGUCGAUCACGUGGCGCCGGGCGCGGGGCCGGACAAGGAGCCCCCGCCGACACCUACUGGCUGCAGGGAGCCGCCGGAUGCGAGGCUGGACCGGUGGCCAAAGCGGCGCCGGCGAGCGAGGUGCGCCAGCAAGAGGAAGUAGACUACACGGAUGAGGAGCCGAUCUAUCAGAUGUCCUUAGCUAAGUACAAACCGGUGUGUAUUUCCUUGUUAGUGAACGAUACAUUGUUGAAUAUGGAAAUAGAUACUGGGUCCGCUUUAUCCUGUAUUAGUAAGAGUACAUUUUUAAAAUACUUUAACAAAUUAAAGUUAAGGUCAUGCAGGUUAAAAUUAAAGUUUUAUGACGGGGCUACCAUUGAACCAUUAGGAUAUUUAGAAAUCAGUGUAAAAUAUGGCAACAUAUGUAAAGUUUUGGACCUUUAUGUUAUCGACAAUGGCUGUACCCAUUUAUUAGGACGACAAUGGCUCUCAGAACUGAAUAUAGAUAUUCCUAAAUUUAAAAUCUGCAAUGUAAAUAAUGUGCAAGCAAGCCAAUCGAAUGAUCAAAUCAAUAAUAUACUUUCCAGAUAUAAGUCGGUGUUUGACGGGACCCUGGGCAGGUACACUGGUGGUACGGUGGCGUUGAAGGUGCGUGAGGACGCAGAGCCUAUAUUUUGCAGAGCGAGGCCAUUGCCUUUCUCUAUGCGAGCGCGUGUGGAUGCAGAACUAGAUGCCAUGCUUCAGGCCGGCGUUGUGGAACCGGUGGACCACUCCGACUGGGCUACUCCGCUGGUCAUUGCUUCCAAAGCAGACGGGGGAAUUCGUAUUUGUGCCGACUACAAGGUGACACUCAAUCGAGCCUUAAUGAUUGAUAGGUAUCCGGUUCCGAGGAUUGAUGAAUUGUUUAGCGACCUCAGUGGAAAUAAAUACUUCACAAAAAUUGAUUUAUCACAGGCUUAUAAUCAACUUGAACUAGAUUCAGAAUCAAAAGCGUACACUGUAAUCAAUACACAUAAGGGGCUUUUUAAAUAUAAUCGCUUAGUAUAUGGCUUAGCUUCAAGUCCAGGAAUAUUUCAAAAAUUUAUGGCAAAUUUGUUCAAAGAUAUUCCAGAUGUGAUUACGUUCUACGACGAUAUAUUGCUAAAAAGUAGGGAUUUUAAAAGUCAUUUGGAAACAAUAGAGAAAGUCUUUAGUAUUUUGCAAAACAACGGGUUAAAAAUUAAGAAAAACAAAUGUAAUUUUUUGGCUUCCGAAGUUAAGUACUUAGGAUACAUUAUAGAUAAAGAUGGUAUAAGAGUGGACCCAGACAAAGUAAAAGCAAUUGUAGGUAUGGUUUAUCCAAAGAACGUCUCUGAGUUAAAAUCGUUUUUAGGAAUGGUUAAUUUCUAUGGAAAAUUCAUAAAAAAUUUGAGCACUCAUCUGGCUCCUUUAUAUGAGCUAUUAAAGGCAGGUAAACAGUUUAUUUGGUCUAAGGAGAGUAGUUUAGCAUUUAACAAAGUAAAGAAAUUGUUAUGUAGUGCAGAAGUUCUAGUGCAUUUUGAUAUAUCUGCAGAGUCCAUAGUGACCUGUGACGCAAGUUCGUAUGGCGUGGGCUGUGUGUUAGCGUCGCGCGCACCUAACGGUUCGGAGCGGGUCGUGGCCUAUGCCUCGCGCUCACUCACUCCUGCGGAGAGACACUACAGCCAAAUACAUAAGGAAGCCCUCGCUAUUAUAUUUGCUGUUGAUAAAUUCCAUCAAUACUUGUAUGGUCGGAAGUUUACAUUAAAAACAGAUCAUAAACCACUAGUAAGCAUUUUCGGUCCGAAUUCAGCAGUACCUUGUACAGCAGCGAGUAGGUUGCAAAGAUGGGCUAUCAAGUUAUCAGCAUAUGAUUUUAAUAUUGAGUAUAUUAAAACCGACAAAAACACAGCAGAUGCACUAUCGCGAUUAAUUACAGCACAUAAAGAGAUAGGUGAAGAUACUUUGCCAGAGCAAACAUAUCUGCAUUUUGCGACAGAAGCUCUUCUUCUGGACUACUCAGUUUUAAAAAAAGAAACCUUGUCUGACCCGAUAUUAUCAAGAGUGUUAACUUAUAUUAGAGAUGGUUGGCCGGUAGGAAAUGAAAUCAAAGAAUUAAAACCAUAUUUUAAUAGAAAAAAUGAACUUUACACCGAACUAGGUUGUAUUUUAUGGGGCCAUAGGUUAGUCAUUCCAGCUUCAUGUAGGAAUAAAGUAUUAGUAGAAUUGCAUGAUACCCAUAUGGGUAUUGUUAAAACUAAGUCGUUAGCAAGAAGCUAUGUCUGGUGGCCUGGGGUAGAUGAAAGUAUUCAAGUAAUAUGUCAGUCUUGUGAAGUGUGCGGUGCGGUCGCAAAUGCUCCACCUUCACACACGCCACAGGCCUGGCCAUGGCCAAGUAGACCUUGGUCCAGAAUUCACAUAGAUUUUUUGGGACCUAUUUCCGGUGUAACUUACUUUAUAAUAGUAGAUUCUUGCUCUAAAUGGAUUGAAGCAAUCAGAAUGAAAAGCACAAAGGCAGAUUCUGUAAUUGCUGUUCUUAGAGAUAAUUUUGCUCGCUUUGGUUUAGUAAAACAAGUGGUUAGUGACAACGGUCCACCUUUCACUAGUAAGGAAUUUGAGUUGUUCAUGAAAAGAAAUAAAAUUGAGCAUAUUUUCUCAGCCCCGUAUCAUCCGGCUUCAAAUGGAGCAGCGGAAAACGCAGUUAAGAUAUGUAAGAGAGUCAUAAAAAAAGCGGUUAAUCAAAAACUAGACCCGGACAUAGCACUUUCUCGAUUUUUAUUAGCUUAUAGAAAUACGGAGCAUUACACUACAGGAGAGAGUCCUGCUAAAAUUCUGUUGGGCAGGGAUUUACGUAUGCGUUUAGAUGCCUUAAAGCCUUCACGCGAGACGAGAGUUCAAUCGCACCAAGCUCGCAGUGAGGAGUUUGCGGGGGGAGCGCGGCGUCAACUUACACCCGGUGACCCGGUGUGGUACCGCGACUACCGCUCUCGGGACAAGUGGCUAGCAGGCCAGCUGACGGAUAGGUUAGGAACCACUGACUACAAAGUUAAAUCUGUUCUCGGAACCGAAGUACAAAGACAUAUCGAUCAAUUAAGGUUUAGAAAGGUCAAAGUAGUUGAUAGUAAUACAGGGGACAUAAAUCGUCAACCUUCACAUGUUAAUCCAAAACCUAAGUCCCGAAGUUCAUUAGCUUUUCCAACCUCAGAGAGCCCAGAACGAGACCCCGAUUCUAUGACAGCGUCGUCUGCCACAGCUGAUAUGUUGACGUCACCUAGAACGGUUCGUAAUCAAAGAGCAUCCCACAAUGAAAUGAGCAGCCCAGAUGGCAAUACGUCACGUCAGGAAGCUAUCACCGCCGUCACCGUGCCAGCAGUGUCCACGCCCGGGGGACCGAUUCAAGAUAAUGUAGUCUACAGGGAGUUAACGUCUGAUCAGCAAACAGACAGAAUUAGUAGGAUUCGUAGACCCCCUCGUAGAUACGGCUUCGAAGAUGUUUUUUUUUUCAGGUAGCAUAUAAGCAUCUUAGAUUAUUUUUUUUUAAAAUUAAACUUAUUUUUUUUUUAUCUUUUCACAUGUAUGUCAAUGUAAAUUGUUAUAUUCUUGUAACAAGUAGAGAUUUAGACCAUUAAAUAUAAAUGUUGUAUGUUGUAGUAGUAGGUAAAUCUUUAAAAUAGAUUGCAGCUGUUUAUUUUUAAGUUUUUUUUUUUUUUUUUUUGUCACCUUUAAUAAAAGUGUUAAUUUCGGUAAAUAGGGAGAGAGGUAGGUAGGUAUUGAGGUAGCUUACAUAGAAAUAUACUUAUUGUUUUUUUUUGUUAUUUACUGUUUUCCUUAUUAUGUAUUUCCAUCAUUGAGUUAUUAAAUUACUAUUGUUAUUAAGACAGCAACCUAUCUACUUGUGAAUUUACCUAGGUAUUUGAUAUAUCUUAAAAAUCUUUAGAACACAGAGUUUAUUAACUAAUUAAUUAGCUAUGUAAGAGAGCUUAGCAUUUAAGGGGGAAGGUGUUAGAUAUUUGGCAGACUAAGUGGGCAACACUGAGCGCCAGUCUUGAAUAAACGUUUUGCAGAGUG